CAUCAUCGCAACUACAUCUCGAGCAUUAUAAUUUAGUUAGUUUAAGGUGUUAAGAAACAUAAGCGAUAAUGGAUUUACUCAGAUUUGGAUACUGUGUUCUGCUAAUUGUUGCAAUUGUAUCGGGACAAGAAGACAAUUCAUCAUCGGCGAAAAGUGCGUUCAGCGCGAUAACGAAAGUGUUCUCACAAUGUGGAAGUGCUGAUAAUAUUAUCAAGUGUUUUAAGCUGCAAGCCAUACGGCUCACAAAUCGUGCACUUAAAUUACAAAACAUAAAACUAAUGGAUGGAGUGUCGGUCAUCAAAAGGAGCGGAUAUCGUGACAAUCGAUCGUACAAGGAUAAUUCGUUGGAUGAUAAUGAACUAAAUAGCUUAACGUCUCGCAAAUUGGACGAAAUUUUGUACGAACGAGCCAGUAAAUUGUUCGAAAGUCAUCAAUUGCAAGUCAAUUUACCACGUCUGAUGUCGUUCGGUCAAAACGAGGUCGGCAAAUUUAUCGAAGAAGGACGAAAGAAGAAGAAAAAGUAUUUGGGACCGUUUCUGGCCGCCAUUGCAUUGAAGGCUGGUAUUCUGAAAAUGGCCUAUCAUUCCAUUGCAAUUGUUGCCGGAAAGGCAUUGAUUAUCGGUAAGAUUGCGCUGGUGAUAAGUGCAAUUAUUGGACUAAAAAAGUUGGUGGCACCGGAAGGACAUGAAAAGACCACAUACGAAAUUGUGAAACAUCCGCACGUCCAACAGAGUCACAGCUAUUCGUCGAGUCAUGGUGAAUACGAUGGUCAUGAAAGCGGCGGAGGUCAAUAUCAUCGCAGCUUAAGUGAAAAAGAAAUACAAGACCGUGUUUACAAAGCUCAUGUACCUCACACCCAAUAACACCAGUUAUCUAACUUACGGUAGAGAGAAGAAAAAAAACGAAUAAAAACAACAACAACAAGUCAAGAGAGUUACUUACUUAUUUAUAAUAUACUUACAUGUGUGCCGGUUAUAACGAUUUUUUUUUCUUUCAUAAAAUGCGCAUAAUACUUAGUUUUUCUUAUUCAUAUUUUCGAUGAUAUUAUGUGUUAAAUAAAUGCAAUCGAACCGAUGCUUAAUAAUAAUAAUUUAAUUUUAUGUAUUUAUUUUGUAUAUGAUAAAGAAAUUGAAUAGAGUUAAGCUAAAAUGUAGAAUAGGCAAGUAAUAUAAUAAAGUUUAACAUGAAUUAAGGUUAAUUGUGAUG
This is a messenger RNA of Bradysia coprophila, 1206 nucleotides long. RefSeq names its product Osiris 11. The record is from RefSeq and is a predicted model, not a curated record. Gene Ontology annotation, cellular component: membrane. NCBI's taxonomy places the organism in Eukaryota, Metazoa, Arthropoda, Insecta, Diptera, Sciaridae.